GAGCAUUGUGUUGUCCACAUUCUUGGCACAGAAGGACACUUUGGGUUCAGGGUCACCCUCACCACUUCAUCAAGAGAGGCAUAAAGAGAGGAGAGAGUGAGGUAGAUGCAGACAGAAAGUGAGAGGUAAUACUGAGGACAGAGACUGAACAAGGUCUUCAAGGAGAGAGACAGACAGGCAGACAGAAAAGGAAGUGGGAUGUAUCCGUCCUACAGAUCUUUGACACCCAGAGGACUUCACCUGUUUCUUUAAAGAAAGUGUGCCAGUUGGUGGGUUAUCAUGGAAACCAGGGUGGUGAUGCAGCGAGAGCAGGAGGAGCAAUCGUCCCAGAUGUCUCACAGCAUGCAACUGUCCUCCCAGAUCAAGAAGAAGACCUUCACUUCCAGCGAUGAGGAAGCCUCCUACUCGGAUUUCUAUCCCAUCAUCCCCGCUGACCUGAUGUCCGUCAAGGAGAUCCUGAACAUGGACAACUUCCCCCGCCACAGAACCUGGGAAAUCCUGAAGGAAACUCUGGCUGCUGAUGAAGAGUAUCACAGAGACAAGUGGACCCUGUUUGGGAAUGAGGCUGAGAAGGUGGAGCUAGAUGUGAUCAGGAACCAGCAUAUGUUACGCACACGCGUUGACACAAUGGCCCUUCGCAAGCAGGCAGAGAAGGCGGCAUCUGCCCACAUGAAGUACCUGGAGCGUCUUAAUCAGAAGGCUCCAGAUUUUCCAAUCCCUCUGAGGGCUCACACUGUCUGGGAGGGCAUGACAGUCAAACUCUCCUGUACCGUCCAGGGCUGUCCACCCCCAAAGGUCACAUGGUAUAAGGAUGGCGUACCACUGAGAAUGGCUGACCAACCAUGGAAUUACAGUCUUCAACAAAAAUUUGGUUUAAACUCACUGGAGAUCAGAAGGUGCGCUCCUGAUGAUGCUGGCGAGUAUAAAGUGGUAGCCAAGAGUCCCCUGGGUGAAACUAUGACCUUUGGAAGACUUGUGGUGAACUCAUAUCAAGGAGCCGUGGCUGGUUCAGAGAGCUCACAGACCCCCGCCUUGAAGCUUGAGCAAGAAGCCCAGUUUGGCGACACCUUCCCCCCAACAUGGGUGAAGGAGGGUGACAGUCUCACCCUGCAAUGUACCUUUACCUCAGCUCUGCUGCCCUUCCAGCAAGAUGUCAGCUGGUUCAGAGAUGGCAUUCAGCUGCAUCAGUCGAGCACUGUGGACAUUAAGACAGUCAACGACAAGACCUCCAUCACUUUAAAGGCUGCACACAAGGAACAUGAAGGUGUUUACACUGUCCAACUGAGGACCUGGGAUGAAAUCCAGGAACACAGUGCUUUUGUCUAUGUCAAAGAUGCAUCAGCUUCAGUGCUGGGAGGCCCCGCCUCUCCUCUGGCCGUCCAGGUAUCUGACGUCAACAAGGACUACGUCUUCCUUACCUGGCAGCCACCUAGUGCUGAUGGAGCUUCACCUGUGGAGGGUUAUUACGUGGAAAGAUAUGACGUCGGUCAGGGUGAGUGGGUGCGCUGCAAUGUGCAUAUUCAGAAAAUGUCCCACUACCCGGUGUUUGGUCUAAAGGAAGGAACUCUGUACCAGUUCAGGGUUCGUGCUGUUAACCGGGCAGGAGCAGGACGCCCCUCCAAGGCUACCGAGCCCGUCCUCACUAAAGACCCCCUGGAAUACACCAGGACCAUGGUGGUCAAAGUGGACAGAGGAAGGACGAUCACCAUUACAAAAGAUGAGCUUGAAGGUCAGGUCAAAGCUCCUUUACCUCCCACAAAUGUUCACGCCUGCGAGGUGAGCGACACCUACGUGGUGCUGAGCUGGACCGAGCCUGAUCCAAGGGGCAGGGAGCCACUCACCUUCUACGUGGAGCGGUCCCUGGCAGGGAAGAGCAGCUGGCAGCUGGCCAGUCUGGACAUGGUGGUAAACUCUCCCAGGUUCCCAGUGUUUGACCUGGUCAAGGGCAAGCAGUACUGCUUCAGAGUGCGCUCCAUCAACAAGUACGGUGUCAGUGACCCCUCUGAGCCGAGUGAAAUGAUCUCCUUGGGAAAGCCACAAGCUGCACCAGCUCCACCUCACUCUGUCAUGGCCAUCAGAGACACAGACACCUCGGUGCUGCUCCAGUGGCAGGAGCCCAAAGAAAAAGACGACAUCCUGGGCUACUACAUGUAUUACAGUGAGACUGGCAAACAAGACUGGAAGACUGUCAACAACAAGCCUGUUACCACACCAAGAUUCACAGUCCAUGGCCUCAAAACCCGAGGGGAAUAUGUGUUCAGGGUGAAGUCUGUGAGCCGAGCAGGAAACAGCAGCUACUCAAAUGAGUCUCACCCCAUCCUUGUCAAAUCAGCCAUUUAUGUUCCUUCUGCUCCCUCUGACAUCGCUCUGCUGCUGUGCACUGGAUCAGAGAUGGUGUUGGGCUGGAGAGCCCCCGCCUGUAACGGGGGGGACCCUGUGCGUGGAUACUACCUGGACCAGAGGGAAAGGGGCAUGGAAACGUGGGGAGAGGUCAACGUGAAGCCUGCUAAAGAGAGGCAGUUUAAGGUUUGCAACCUGACUAGUGGACACUUCUACCAAUUCCGUGUGUUUGCUGCCAAUGUGGCUGGCAUCGGGAAGCCCUCUGAGGCCAGUGAAGCUUUCCUGUGUGAGAAGUGGACGAUGCCAGAGCCAGGCUGUCCCUAUGACCUGGAGUUGAGGGAGGUGAGAAACAGCUCCCUGGUGCUGCUGUGGGCGGCUCCGUUGUAUGAAGGAAGGAGCCCCGUCACUGGCUAUUUGCUGGAAAUCAGCCAGGGUGACCAAUCAGACAACUGGACUGCUUUGAAUGAAAAGCCAGUGUCUGACACACAUUAUAAGGCGUCAGGUCUUCAGGCGGGUCAGACCUACCGUCUCCGUGUGUCGGCUGUCAAUAAGGCCGGAGUGGGCUCUGCUUCCCUGCCCACUGAGCCAGUCACAGCUCAGACCCAACCAGGCACCAAAAACAUUGAGAUUGGAGUGGACGAUGAUGGUUUCAUAUUCCUGGGCUAUGAGGCUGAUGAGAUGAACGACAGCAAGUUCCUCUGGAGAAAGGACUACACAGAGCCCAUUGACGCUGGGAGAGCUCGGGCAGAAACCAAGAAGAAUAAGUCAGUCCUCAUCUUCACAGAACCCUCUGAGGAGGAUCUGGGUCUCUACACAGUGGAGAUGAUCGACAACACAAACCUGUCGUCCAGCUACGACUUCACAGCUGAAGACCUUGAACGACUCAAAGAACUCAGCUGGCAAGUCAGAAAUCCACUGAUAGCUCUGAAGUCGGGCUGGCAGGUGGAGGUUUCUGAGAAAGGUGACGUACGUCUUUGGCUUCAGACAGAGAGUCUGAGUAACGCUGCUGAGCUCCGUCUCAUCUUCAAUGACAGAGAAAUCUCCAGCACUCCGCACCGUAAGAUCAACUUCGACAAGGCCAAAGGUCUGGUGGAGAUACUGUUUGAUCAGCUCUCUCAGGAGGACGAGGGCUCUUACACGGCUCAGCUGCGGGACGGCCGAGCCAAAAACCAGUUCACUUUGGUCUUUGUGGAUCAAAAGUUCCGUCAGACGCUGGCCCUGGCUGAUGCAAACCGACGUGACCAUGAGAGAAAGUCUGGACCCUAUUUCCAGGAAUUCUUGUCGUGGAGUGUAAAUGAGGAUUGUGAACUGAUUAUAAAGUGCAAGGUGACAAAUACAAACAAGGACACGUCUCUCAAGUGGUUUAAAGAAGGCGUGGUGACCCAAGUUGUGUAUGACCAGUCAUCAGGGGUCAGCACACUCACAAUCCCACAGGUCACAAAGAAAGAGGCAGGUUCAUACAGAGCUGUGGUGUCAGAUGGGAGAGGAGAGGAUGUCAGCACCUUAGAGUUACUAGAUGACGAGUAUGACAAGCUUCUCCAGCAGCUGAGUAAACAGUGUGCAUUGUCAGCCAGCCCACUGAGGAUUCAGAGCACCGCUGAAGGUUUCAAGCUCUACUGUUCACUCAAAUACUAUAUAAGCUACCUGAAGAAUAGCUGGCACUUCAAGGAGAAGAGGAUUGACCAGGAAGCCAGGACAAAGCCUGGCAGCAGUAUGCAGAAAGUCUGGAUUGAAAUCUUUAACCCAACAGAGAAUGAUAAAGGCAAAUACACCUUGGAGAUGUUCGACGGCAAAGAGACACACAAACGCUAUCUUGACCUGUCUGGACAAGCCUUUGCUGAUGCCUUGCUGGAGUACCAGAGGCUGAAGCAAGCGGCCAUUGCUGAGAAAAAUCGGGCCAAAGUGACAAAGGGUCUUCCUGAUGUGGUAGCCAUCAUGGAGGGAAAGUCUUUGUGUCUGACAUGCUUCAUUGACGGUGAACCAGCCCCGGAGAUCUUCUGGCUUAGGAACGACAGGGAGAUUGUUAACCAGACCCAAUAUACCAUCACUAAGGAGCCCAAAUGCAGCACCAUCACUGUCAACAACGUCAACAUGGAAGAUUCUGGAAAAUACAGUAUCUUUGUGCGCAACCAGUAUGGCUCUGAAACUGUUGAUGUGACCAUGAGCGUUUACAAGCAUGGGCAGAAGCCUCCAGCAAAUGCUGUGGAGAUGGGUUAAGACUGCAAACUGAGACAGAAAUUAAUUUUCUGCAGAGGUUUUAUGCUUCAGAUUGAGAUUUUCUUUUUUUUUUUUACCAAAGAUAGAUGGAUAGAUUGAUGACAUUCUCUCCCUACUUUUAAUCCGAAAUAAACAUCUGCAUAGAGAGAAAGAAGAGAAUGAAAGUGGAUGGAUAGAUAGAUGGUGAGAUGAAAUGAUGGUAGAUUGUUCAUGUAUUAGGAAACUUUAUUGAGCAUGAGGGAACUUUAUUUAGCAUGUCCACUGAGGUUUAAUCAAAAAUAUCUGCAAACAGUCUGCAAACUGUCAAUAUAAUUUAAAUAAUAGACAAUAUGUCAUAAAAAUGUCAUACUCAGGCUUUUCUUGUGAUGGAGAUGCAGAAUUGCAAAGUCCCGUUAGUCAGACUCAUUUAUUAGCUGAAAAGCUGGAUUCAUAAGCAGUAAUACACACCAUUGCUCAAUUCAAUAUACUCAGAGUAUUUGCUGCUACAACUUACUUGGUCUUGUAUAUCCAGUAGCUUAUGAUAGCUAAUGUUAAGCAACUUAUUUUUAGCUAACAUUAGCUACCAUAAGUGACCAUUAUCUUAUGAUAGCUAAUGUUAAGCAGUUGAAUGUUAGCUAAUAUUAGCUUACAUUAGCUAACAAUAGAUACCAUAAGCAGCUGGAUGUUAGCACAUUAGCUGGAAGCAAAUUUGGAAGCAAGCUUAGAUAUUGCUUUAUAAGUGACAUGACAGAGCCAAUUUGCUGACUUUGACUCUUCUCUACUUGUGUUACUGUUACACUGUAUUUUAUCAUUUACGUUUAUUCGAUAACUGUCACUUGUGGCCAUUGUUCAGCAAAAGUUACACCUGCAUCUGUCAUAACGAAAAUUGCAAACCCUCAGCUUCUGGACUGUAGAGCUUUUGGUGAAUCGUGUCAUUUGUCUGCGUGUGUAGUUAAUAAAGCAAUUUCAAGUGA
Messenger RNA from Siniperca chuatsi (mandarin fish), 5510 nucleotides. It is a transcript of the gene myom3, whose product is annotated as myomesin 3. NCBI's taxonomy places the organism in Eukaryota, Metazoa, Chordata, Actinopteri, Centrarchiformes, Sinipercidae. The transcript is spliced from 37 exons. Gene Ontology annotation, molecular function: protein binding. The coding region runs from base 280 to 4557 and encodes 1425 amino acids. The record is from RefSeq and is a predicted model, not a curated record.